Molecule: messenger RNA, 1031 nt
Organism: Periconia digitata
Lineage: Eukaryota; Fungi; Ascomycota; Dothideomycetes; Pleosporales; Periconiaceae
Source: the annotation of a GenBank genome assembly
UCGUAAUCCUCGGGUCCACAAAAGCCACGAUCUUACCCAUAUCCCGUGACGUAGUUGAUUUGCAGAGGCUGUAUUCUGUCUCCUUGGGUUCUUCUUCAUUAUAUACUGACUACUCCAAGAUUCGGAUAAUGAAGAGAAUACAGGUAGCCUUUCUCCGCUCACAACCAGCAGUCAAAUCCGUUCGCAUGUCGGGUACCAUGUCCUACGCUGCUGCCGCCGGCGCGACGAAGUUUUCUCGUCCGACGGCGAAUAGCACAGACAAGCAACAACAGCAACAAUCGGCGCCCUCACAGCCUCCCAACCACGCACUGCAAUCGCAAUUAGACCCCAAUAGGGGAGCCGAAAGAACUCAUCAUCCCAGCCACACCACUCCGCCACCGAAUCCUUACCACACCCCACGAACCUCUUCCCCCGAAGCCAACGUCUACGUUCUCACCCUCCGCACCACCUCGUCCAUAAGCGAACCUUUAGCCGCCCUGCGAAAUACCUACUUCCCGGCACACCUCAAUAAGAUACCCGCCCACAUAACGCUCUUCCACGCGCUUCCCGCCUCACGAUAUGCUGUCUUUGACGCUACCAUCUCCGCCCUCGCGCGAAACGUACGCCCCUAUGCCAUCUCCACGGGCCGCCCACGGCGCAUGCGCAAGGGCAUACUCGUGUUGUUAGCAGAAGGAAACAAACAGACGCGGGGGCUUCGCGCGGACUUGCUAGAGAACUUCCUGCAAGACGAGAUCCACGAAAGCGAGUCCUCUUCGCAGGAAGGGCAGGAAAAUAGCAGCGAAAGCGGUGAGGAGGUACAAGGUUGGCUAAGUGAGCAGGACCGCAAGCCUACUUCGGCUUGGACCCCACAUUGGACCAUUAUGAACAAGGUCGACGAUGGGGACAAGGUCCAGGAAGCGCUCGCGACGGUGACUGGGAGCUUGCAUAAUGCUCCUGAGCGCGGGACGGCGGAGGGUUUGGUGCUCUGGAAGUAUCUGGUUGGGGGCAGGUGGGAAGAGGUCAAGGAGUAUCGUUUUGGUCGCGGCAUAUAG